Messenger RNA from Rhea pennata, 2484 nucleotides. It is a transcript of the gene TBC1D22B, whose product is annotated as TBC1 domain family member 22B. The record is from RefSeq and is a predicted model, not a curated record. Gene Ontology annotation, molecular function: GTPase activator activity. The transcript has 13 exons. The coding region runs from base 38 to 1555 and encodes 505 amino acids. Gene Ontology annotation, biological process: activation of GTPase activity. NCBI's taxonomy places the organism in Eukaryota, Metazoa, Chordata, Aves, Rheiformes, Rheidae.
GCUCGCUCGCUGGCCGGCCGGGGCCCGCCCCUCCGCCAUGGCGGCCGAGAGCGGCCGGCAGUUCUGGAAGCGGAGCGCCAAGCUGCCCGGCAGCAUUCAGCCUGUGUAUGGAGCUCAGCAUCCCCCACUGGAUCCCCGGCUCACCAAAAAUUUCAUCAAGGACCGCUCCAAGGCUAAUGCAUUGCCUAUGAAAAGCAAGAAGGCCUCCAGCUUUCAUGAGUUUGCCCGAAACACCAGUGAUGCCUGGGACAUCGGUGAUGAUGAAGACGAGGACUUCUCUUCUUCCUUUUCCCAAACUCUGAACUCUAAAGUGGCCAAGGCCACAGCAGCCCAGGUACUGGAGAACCACAGUAAGCUGCGGACGAAACCUGAGCGGGCCCAGUCUGCUCUCAGUGAUGUGCCCACCAACUGCAAGGUCAUCAAGUCCAGCAGUGAGGCCCAGCUCUCCAGGACAUCUGAGGAUGCCUGUGUGCGGACCCCCCUUCCAAAGCAACAGUCCCUCCCCCUUCGGCCUGUCAUUCCGCUCGUCGCCCGGAUCUCUGACCAAAAUGCUUCAGGUGCCCCCCCAAUGACAGUGAGAGAGAAAACGCGCCUGGAGAAGUUUCGGCAGCUUCUUUCUAGCCACAACACGGACUUGGAUGAGCUGAGGAAAUGCAGCUGGCCUGGUGUGCCCAGAGAGGUCCGACCUGUGACGUGGCGUCUCCUGUCAGGUUAUCUCCCCGCAAACAUGGAGCGACGAAAGCUAACUUUGCAGCGCAAGCGAGAGGAAUACUUUGGUUUCAUCCAGCAGUAUUAUGAUUCCCGGAACGAGGAACACCAUCAGGAUACCUACCGGCAGAUCCACAUUGACAUUCCAAGGACCAACCCGCUCAUUCCCCUUUUCCAGCAGCCGCUUGUCCAAGAGAUCUUUGAAAGAAUCCUGUUUAUCUGGGCCAUUCGACACCCUGCCAGCGGCUAUGUACAGGGAAUCAAUGACCUGGUCACUCCAUUCUUUGUUGUGUUCCUCUCGGAAUAUGUUGAAGAGGAUGUGGAAAACUUUGACGUAACGAACCUGUCGCAGGACGUUUUACGGAGCAUCGAAGCCGAUAGUUUCUGGUGCAUGAGCAAGCUGCUGGAUGGGAUACAGGAUAACUACACCUUCGCACAGCCAGGAAUCCAGAAGAAAGUUAAAGCCCUGGAGGAGCUAGUCAGCCGGAUUGAUGAGCAGGUACAUAAUCACUUUCGGAAGUACGAGGUCGAAUACCUGCAGUUUGCCUUUCGCUGGAUGAACAAUCUUCUUAUGAGAGAAUUGCCUCUUCGCUGCACCAUCCGCCUCUGGGACACCUACCAGUCGGAGCCAGAAGGGUUCUCUCAUUUCCACCUGUAUGUCUGCGCCGCCUUCUUGAUCAAGUGGCGGAAGGAGAUCCUAGAUGAGGAAGACUUCCAAGGCCUUCUAAUGUUGUUACAAAAUCUACCAACGAUACACUGGGGCAACGAAGAGAUUGGACUCCUGCUUGCCGAAGCCUACAGGCUCAAGUACAUGUUUGCAGAUGCCCCCAAUCAUUACCGCCGAUAGGUGCCGGGACUUGACUUCCUCCUCUUCCCCUCUGCCCUGCGCCCACCCUCGUCCUGGCCCGAUCUAAUCACUGUGGCAUUUUGUCGUCCAAGUCCUCAGACACUCCGGCCGGGAGCUGCUCCUCGCUGUACAAAGCUCACAUUGACUGUCGUCUUAAAUCCUACGUGUGCCUGUCUGCCACUCCACGCGCCUGGAUGUGCCACUCCAACGACCGUCAGUAUUUCAUGCUGUGCCAGUGGCCUGAGCCAGAGAGAGAGGCUUGAACGGGGCUGGGGGGGGACAUGGAGCAGCUUUACAGAGAAACUGAGCCAAGGACAAACCCUCCCCCUGCCCUGUCCUUGUCCGGGUGAGAUUGCCUUGGCUUUGCUGCCCCGUGUUACCCACUGCCACACACCUGUGCACACGUGCUCAUGGAUACACGCAGGUGUGUGCUGUCCCAUCUCAUCCGCUCAUUCUUCAGACAUGGUUUGAUCCAACUCCCUGUUGAAAAUGCCUUAUCAGAGACCCGCCUGGCCGGAAACCUUCCCUCAGGGGCAGCAGGGCAAGAAGUUUCUCUCAGGGCCAAGCUUUGCUCUGAGCGUCUGAAGAGGCCAAGCACUUAGUGGGUCCGUGAGAGCUGCUCCCGCCUGCCCUCCCUCCGUCUCCCCCUUCUUCUGCCUCCCCCGGGUAGGUGGUGGGCCGUGUGUUUGGCACAGCGGGGGGACCAAGCUAUCCACACACGGUCUGAAAGACACACAUCAGCCUGACGAGACUCUGGCUGUGACCGACGUGCUGUUGGCACAGCCCCUGCCAGCGCGGGCCGAGGCGGGGGGCUGGCAGGGGAGCAGCGGCUCCCGACCCCGCGGCGAGGCCCCCGCUCCUCCGAGGCGGCGUUCUGUGUAUAUUGUGUUCUUGUGUAUAUGGGUCAAAGAUGUACGAUAUACGUCUUC